This is a messenger RNA of Amaranthus tricolor (Joseph's coat), 765 nucleotides long. RefSeq lists its product as uncharacterized. The record is from RefSeq and is a predicted model, not a curated record. The transcript is spliced from 3 exons. Bases 394 to 762 code for a protein of 122 amino acids. Gene Ontology annotation, cellular component: nucleolus. Lineage: Eukaryota; Viridiplantae; Streptophyta; Magnoliopsida; Caryophyllales; Amaranthaceae.
AUUUUAUUUAUGAUUUAACAUAUUUUAGUUUUCUUAAUUCUCAUAAAUAUUGGCAAUAUUGGCAAUAUUGCUGGUUUGUUUUCUUAAUCAUUAUGGAGAAUUCUUUUAUUGUACUCCUUAUUAAGUUGAAAAAAAGUAACAGGGUUACAAACUGUCCCGCCAUGUGGAUUUGGGUUCGGAUAGAUCUUUCUGGAAGCCACUUUAUUACAAAUACAAAUAGCAUUCCCUCUUCUGCGGAUUAGUUUCUAGAGACUUCUCUUCUCUCUCUUUGGUCUUUGGUUGCCCAUUUCUUUAUCUCCAUUCAUCAGCUUGCAUCAGUUAAGUAGCCAUUGAUAUUAUACCAUAAUCAUUUCCUUCUGCUAACUUCUAAUCGAUCAAGUUGGAACGAUUCAGAUGUCGGAAUAUGAAAAUGUCGUUGUUGGAAAGUUGCGAUUGAAAGGAAAACCACUUGAUGUGAAGGCAGGUGGUUGUACCAAGAAAAAGAAACACAAAAGGAAUUUUGAACAUAUUUUCUCUGGAAAUCAUCAUUCAGAUCUUAUAGACAAAACAUAUGGUGUGAACAAUGGGAAUGAAGCGGGUGGUCAGUAUGAUGAGAGGCUCACAGCAGCUGAGAGACGAUACUUAGAGCAAUGGAAGCAUGUUGAAGUGAAACGGCUGCUAAAAAGUGCUGAGGAAUCACACCGUGAUCGCAUCGAAAAGUUUAACCAGUAUCUCGCGAAUUUGAGUGAGCACUAUGACAUUCCUAAAGUUGGACCUGGUUAAGUU